This is a messenger RNA of Tauraco erythrolophus (red-crested turaco), 2170 nucleotides long. NCBI's taxonomy places the organism in Eukaryota, Metazoa, Chordata, Aves, Musophagiformes, Musophagidae. The record is from RefSeq and is a predicted model, not a curated record.
GUUAUUGAAUCCCUAGGGAUUAUUAUAUAUAAAGCCCUGGACUAUGGUUUGAAGGACAAUGAAGAGCGAGAAUUAAGUCCUCCACUGGAGCAGCUUAUUGACUGUAUGACUAAUACCACAGAAACAGAUGGGAGUAGGGAUGAAGGAUAUGAUGCUCUGGAUGAAGGAGUGGAGGAUGACAAUGAUGAUGACAAAGAGGAAGUUGAGACCAUUCAUUCCUAUAAAGAUGUCAUGAAGCUGUGUGCUGCCCACCUGCCAACCCGAUCAGAGGCACCGAACCACUAUCAAGCAGUAUGUCGGGCUCUGUUCGCUGAAACAAUGGAACUGUACACUUUCUUGGCCAAAAUUAAAAGUGCAAAAGAGAAUCUGAAGAAGAUUCAAGAAAUGGACAAAGAGGCAAGUGAUGAAUCCAGCACAGAUCUUGAUGACUUGAAAAAUGCUGACUGGGCUCGUUUUUGGGUGCAAGUGAUGCGAGAUUUACGGAAUGGUGUUAAACUUAAGAAAGUUCAAGAGCGUCAGUACAACCCACUCCCAAUAGAAUAUCAGCUCACACCCUAUGAAAUGCUGAUGGAUGAUAUUAGAUCCAAACGCUAUACAUUAAGGAAGGUCAUGGUCAACGGUGACAUUCCACCUCGAUUAAAAAAGAGUGCCCAUGAAAUAAUCCUGGAUUUCAUCCGAUCGCGACCUCCAUUAAAUCCUGCCUCGGCACGAAAACUGAAACCAACCCCACCACGGCCACGCAGCCUUCAUGAAAGGAUACUGGAGGAAAUCAAGGCAGAGAGGAAGUUACGUCCAGUCUCACCCGAUGAGAUAAGGCGUAGCAGGCUGGCAAUGCGGCCACUUAGCAUGUCUUACAGUUUUGACUUGUCAGAUGUAUCUACGCCAGAGGCUGGAAGAAAAUUAGUGGAUGCCUCUGUAGUGAACGGUGGCCUGGCACCACAAGGAAAGCAGAAUGGAGCCACACAAGUGACAGUACAACGCAAGAGACUCCUUAAGGCUCCCACGUUGGCUGAACUUGACAGCUCAGAUUCAGAGGAGGAAUCAGUGCACAAGUCAGCGAGUAGCAGCAGCAUCUCCCCCUCACAAGUGGAAGACCCCUCUCAAGAAGGCACCAGCAGCAGAAAGAUGCCUCCAAAGUUCUUGCCCAUAUCAUCUACACCACAGCCUGAGAGACGGCAGCCACCUCAGAGACGACACUCCAUUGAAAAGGAAACGCCAACCAAUGUGAGACAGUUCCUACCACCUUCAAAACAGAGCUCCAGAUCACUUGAGGAGUUCUGUUACCCAGUGGAAUGUCUGGCUCUGACGGUGGAGGAGGUUAUGCACAUCCGUCAGGUGCUGGUGAAGGCAGAGCUGGAAAAGUAUCAGCAGUAUAAAGAUGUCUACACUGCUCUGAAAAAAGGAAAGCUCUGCUUUUGCUGUCGAACAAGAAGGUUUUCUUUCUUUACCUGGUCUUACACUUGUCAGUUCUGUAAGAGGCCUGUAUGCUCACAGUGUUGCAAAAAAAUGCGGUUGCCAUCAAAGCCAUAUUCUACUCUCCCCAUCUUCUCGCUGGGACCUUCAACCUUGCAAAGAGGAGAAAGUUUCAUGAGGCCAGAGAAACCCUCUACCAGUCACCACCGAUCGCUGCGGAGCAUGUCCAGGUUGACCUCGAGGUCCAAAUCUGUGGAUAAGUCACAUGAAGAGUUUCCCAAAGAAUUAAUGGAGGACUGGAGCACGAUGGAGGUGUGUGUGGACUGCAAGAAGUUUAUUUCAGAAAUCAUCAAUUCAAGCCGGCGCAGCCUAUCUCUGGCCAACAAGCGAGCCAGGUUAAAAAGGAAAACACAGUCCUUCUACAUGUCGUCACCGGGAACCUCUGAAUACUGCCCCUCUGAAAGGACUAUCAAUGAGAUCUGAGCCUUGUGCCUUUUUCUUUGCUUUUGUCUUCAUGAGGUCAUCAUCCAUGAGCAAGGUCACCGAAACUGGAUUGUCAUUCCGUUGCUUCAUUUCACUUCACAGGCUUGAACUUGCAGUAGAUCACAGGAUUUCCUACUCCAGCGGUUCCCAGAGAUGCAGGACGCUACGUUUAGGUCUGUGCAGAAUGAUACGCAACGGGUUAGCUGCUCGCACUGGAAGAAAAUCAGUAGUUUGAAAUUGUUGCCUCUUUUGUACGUGUGCGUUGAAACUAGAA